Linum tenue is the source of this 1879-nucleotide messenger RNA. The record is from the annotation of a GenBank genome assembly. Lineage: Eukaryota; Viridiplantae; Streptophyta; Magnoliopsida; Malpighiales; Linaceae.
AAUGCGCAUUGCUAAUUUGCAUUCUCGCCUUGCCAAAUCCGCUCGCUCUUAUAACGACUUCUUCAGCGCUCUCCAUUUCCCCCACAGUCUAGUCUGCUGCCGCCAUCAUCGUCGCAGCCAUGGCCGUCUCGCUCCAGUUCUCCCGGCUCUCACUCCGCGCCGACGGAUUCAUCACAACCUCCGAGAGCCGUCCAGGCGCUUUCAGUAGCCGGCGGGGGAGGAGAACGCCUUCUUCCGUCCGAUGCUCCGGCGGUGCCGGAGACGAAUCCGGAUCCUUGGCUGUGGAUUCCGAAUUCGACUCCAAGGUGUUCAGGCACAACUUGACCAGGAGCAAGAACUACAAUCGGAGAGGGUUCGGGCACAAGGAGGAGACUCUCGAGCUCAUGAGCCAAGAGUAUACCAGCGACAUCAUCAAGACUCUGAAGGAGAACGGGAACGAGUAUACUUGGGGAAAUGUUAAUGUGAAGCUGGCUGAAGCGUAUGGGUUUUGCUGGGGGGUUGAGCGAGCUGUCCAGAUUGCGUAUGAAGCUAGGAAGCAAUUCCCGGAGGAGAAGAUCUGGCUCACCAAUGAGAUCAUUCACAAUCCGACUGUUAAUAAGCGGUUGGAGGAUAUGCAAGUCGAAAACAUUCCGAUCGAGGAAGGGGAGAAACAGUUUGAGGUUGUGAACAAGGGGGAUGUGGUGAUUUUGCCUGCUUUUGGGGCUUCAGUUGAUGAGAUGUUGACCCUCAGUGACAAAAACGUGCAGAUCGUCGAUACAACUUGCCCUUGGGUGUCUAAGGUGUGGACUACUGUUGAGAAACAUAAGAAGGGAGAGUAUACUUCAAUCAUUCAUGGUAAAUAUUCUCAUGAGGAGACCGUAGCAACUGCCUCUUUUGCUGGAAAGUAUAUCAUUGUGAAGAAUAUGAGCGAGGACUUCACACAGGCAAUGUACGUAUGCGAUUAUAUUCUUGGAGGGAAACUCGAUGGAUCUAGCUCAACCAAACAGGAGUUUCUAGAGAAAUUUAAGUAUGCCGUGUCUGAGGGAUUUGAUCCGGAUAGAGAUCUUGUCAAAGUUGGGAUUGCAAAUCAAACUACAAUGCUUAAGGGAGAAACUGAAGAAAUUGGAAAAUUGGCUGAGAGGACUAUGAUGCAGAAGUAUGGAGUUGAAAAAGUCAACGAUCACUUCAUAAGUUUCAACACUAUUUGUGAUGCUACUCAGGAGAGACAAGACGCCAUGUUCAAAUUGGUGGAGGAAAAAGUGGACCUUAUUCUAGUUGUCGGUGGGUGGAACUCAAGCAACACUUCGCAUCUUCAAGAAAUCGCCGAGCUCCGCGGUAUCCCUUCAUACUGGAUUGACACUGAACAGAGAAUUGGCCCAGGCAACAAGAUAGCCUUCAAGUUAAACCAUGGGGAAUUGGUUGAGAAAGACAACUUUCUGCCAGAAGGACCAAUUACCAUCGGCAUAACCUCAGGUGCUUCCACCCCAGAUAAGGUGGUAGAGGAUGUCCUUAAGAAAGUUUUUGAGAUCAAGCGCGAAGAAGCCCUGCUGGUGGCGUAGACAUAGAUGCUCCGGUGUAAAUAGAUUAUCUGCAUAAUGGGAACACGAAUUAAUUUCAUUCGCAAGUUAUUGCCGUUGUAUCAUUUAGUAGCUGAAAGGUUUGAAGGGUUGAAUGCUGUAACUUGAGACCUCUGAGAGCUUACGAUGUUAAAGUAGUUAUAAUGUAGAGGGCCCUCUGAAGCCCUGUGUACCGGACAGAAGGAUGGUCUCUUCUUGACAAUAACCAGAAAUUUCUGAGUUGAAGCCAAGGGCUUGAGAUCCUAAGAACCAUUACUACAGACUAUAAUAAUGAUGAUUAACGAUUAAAGAGCAAAUGCAGUUGCAAAUUUUAAAUUUUGGGU